AUGAGCGAGGACGAGGACGAGGACGCCUCGAAGCUCGCCGCGCUUCAGGCCGAGCUCGCAACGCUCCGGCUCAAGGCGAAGGAGGGCGGCAAGCUGAGCGGCAAGGACAAGCGCCAGCUCAAGAAGCUCGAGGCGGCCGAGGAGCGGUGGAAGGAGUACGCCGCCGUCGCCGCGCCCAGUGCGGAUGGUGACGAGGGCUCGAGCGGCGGCGCGAUCGGCUCGCAGUUUGUGGCGACCUCCGACGGAGGCAGCCGCGUGGUGCAGAGCGCGUCGUCGCUCGGCGACGGCCUCGAGAUCCCGUCCUUCUCGAUCCGCGCGGGGAGCGUCGAGCUCUUCACCAACGCGCGGCUCUCGCUCAAGAAGGGGCGCAAGUACGGCUUCCUCGGCCCGAACGGCAGGGGCAAGUCCACCCUCCUCGCGCACAUCGCCAACCGCGCGCUCGCAAACAUCCCGGCCGGCCUCUCGAUCCUGCUCGUGGCGCAGGAGGCGCGCGCGUCGUCGGCGUCGGCGGUGGAG
This is a messenger RNA of Emiliania huxleyi CCMP1516, 516 nucleotides long. RefSeq lists its product as hypothetical. Gene Ontology annotation, molecular function: ATP binding; ATP hydrolysis activity. The annotation marks the transcript as partial. NCBI's taxonomy places the organism in Eukaryota, Haptophyta, Isochrysidales, Noelaerhabdaceae. The record is from RefSeq and is a predicted model, not a curated record. The transcript has a single exon.